Molecule: messenger RNA, 534 nt
Organism: Aegilops tauschii subsp. strangulata
Lineage: Eukaryota; Viridiplantae; Streptophyta; Magnoliopsida; Poales; Poaceae
Source: RefSeq, a predicted model, not a curated record
AUGGCAGCGGUCGUGGUGGUGCUUGAGGCAGCGAGGUCGGGGGCGCGCGACGAGGUGGUGGUGACGACGGGCGACGACGCAGUCGUGGCGGCGCGGGGCUCCGGCGAUGUGGUCCUCCAGGCGGCGUCAGGGGCGAUGGGCGACGGCGUCAAGUCGCGGGGGGGAACGGGCGUGCGGGAGGAGUCGGAGAGGCGGGCGGUGGCUUCGGGCGGCGCGGCUGGGGCCGCGCAGGCGAGGAGGCGCCUGGCGCCGGCGCUGACGACGGGCGGCGUCGGGCUUGGUGAGGCGCCGGCGGGGGAUUGGUGGAGCGAGGCGGCGGCGAUGGCGUUCCGGCGACGGAGUGGUGGGGCGGGGCAGCCCGGCGACGGCGGGGCGGCGUCGGGCCCCGGCGUCAGGCUCGGGGGCAACGGGAUCGGGGCGGCGAUGCGUUGGGGCGCCCCUGAUCCAGAUCGCGCGGGGGGGGAAGGAGAGUGGGGAUCGUGGGGAAUGGGGGUUAGGGUUUCGGGUGUGAGGCCAUAUAGGCCAGGGGGUUAG